This is a messenger RNA of Gaeumannomyces tritici R3-111a-1, 2777 nucleotides long. RefSeq lists its product as hypothetical. The record is from RefSeq and is a predicted model, not a curated record. Bases 69 to 2477 code for a protein of 802 amino acids. The transcript has 2 exons. Lineage: Eukaryota; Fungi; Ascomycota; Sordariomycetes; Magnaporthales; Magnaporthaceae.
GGCAACGACGCCAAGUUCAAGGUCAGACACACACCCCCUCAGAGUGACCCCCUCAGAGAGCCGGCAAGAUGGCGCCCGUUGAUCGGGCACUCCAUACGCUGACGGCGCGACAGGUCGACAAGCUGGCGGACCUUCUAUACAUGUCACCUAAACACAUGUACCAGGACGGGCAGCCUCGGAACUCGUGGCUCAAGCACCAAAAGGACAAGAUGGAGCGCUCCGAGUUCCCGAGGCAGCUGCGGCGCCCCAAGGGCGCCCUGAACUGGGUCCGUCUGCGGGUGGCUGAGAAGACGGGCUGGACACAUCACGAGUUCCUGCCACAAUUAGCGGACUUGUGUGAGGUGCAUCGCAAGGGCCUAAACCCGUGGCUCAUUCAUGACGUGUUUAAACUUGUACACGACGAGUCGACGCUGCGAACCACGCGAAUCCGCGGUCACAAGAGCGACCUCUGCACCCCAGAGGUGCAGGAGUUCCUGAACCGUAUGGCUGGCAUCAACAGCCUGUGGUUGGAGGACAGGAAGUUCAACCAGAUCUUUGGUCGCGACCCGCCGGUGCCGGAGCGCUUCCGAUUCCAAAAGCUGGGGAACGCCGUUACCAACUCGCGAGGUGGCGACGAUACCGACAGCUCGGCAUCGACCGACAAGUACGAGGAGGAUACGCGGCGCCUGAGCUGCGAGGCGUGCGUCUUGGCCUGCGUGGGCGGCCACCCUAAGCUGCUCACGGCCCUGCGGGCCAGCCUCCUCGGCCGCACCAAGAGUGACGACCCGAGCAAGGCGCCCAUCCUCAUCCUGCUGAUCGACGCCUGGAUCGAGUACGGCAAGGCCGAGCACCACAAGGCGGUCAUCGAGGCCGAGUCGGACAAGCUGGGCCGCGCGCUCCGCGCCGUCCGCGUCGCGGAGGGCAAGGUCCAGAAGGAGAUCAGGGACCGCCGCGCCCGCCGCCGCCACGCCGAGGAGAAGACGAGCGGGGAGAAGGAGAGGCGUGACCGGGACGGCAAGCGCCUAUCGCGUCACAGCAACCACCACCACAGCAGCCGCAACAACAACAACAACAACAGGUCGCCCGACAGGCACCGCGACAGGCGGGACAGGCCAGCUUCGCAGCGCAGCGCAAGGCCGGCGACGGUUGACCCGUCGCGGCUCGGCGCCCACGUGGCGGCAUCCCCGCCGCCGCGCGCCCGGUCGCACGUCCUCGACCCGAUGCGGCGGCGGGUGACGGACCCGGUCCCGCCGAUGCAAGCGCUGCGCCGCGGGGGCUCCAUCAAGACCUAUGCGGACCUGCAGGCGCGCACGGCGGCCCAGCACCGGGCCAUGGUGGAGAGGGGCGAGUGGGACGAGCGCGACGAGUUCGCGUCCUUCAAGUCGAGCGAGUCGGUGGACGACGAACACCGCCGGAGCAACUUUAGCGAGUUGGGCUACAACGACGACCACUACACCGAGAUCGGCGUGCAGAUGAAGCAGAGAGAGAAGAGGGCUUCCGGCUGCCCCCGGGCACCCUCGUCGGUAUACAGCCAGGACUCGGACUCCACAGCCAGGGGCUCCUCGACCGUCAGGGCGUCAUCCUCGUCCUCGUCCUCACGGCCGGGCGGUGCCUCCUUCUCCGCCUCCUCCACCUUGACCGUCAGGGCCCCCCGCGUCGCGCCGGCCACCGCCCGCCGCGAGCGGCGGGACCCCGAGACGGUGGGCGGCCGCCGCGAGCGCGCCGUGACGGAGUGGUACGGCCUCAUGUCGGAAGCGGGGGGUAACCGCCGCGACGACGUCAACGACGAUGGCGUCAGCGCGCUGGACGCGACGGAGGAUUCGCCCGGAUACGCGGAAAUGCUCGUCGAUGACGUUUCGUCGUGUGACGACGACGGCGACGACGACGACGACGACAACGGCGAAGGAGGUAGCAGCAGCAGCAACCCCUUCCGCGACGCCCGCUCGGCGGCCCGGAGGGAGGACAGGGGGAAGAAGAAGGGCAAGCAGCCGCAGCAGCAGCAGCAGCAGACCAGGGGCGGCGGCGGCGGCAAUGACGACGCGGCCAGCUGGGUCUCGAUGAGCAUCCACAGCGACGACGACGACGACGACUCGGGCGGCUACGGCCCCGGCCCCUCGCGCUGGGACAGCUCUCGCGCCGCAGCCGCUAGCAGCAGCAGCGGCGGCGGCCACAACAACAACAGCAACAACAGCGGCAACCGCCCGCACUCCAUGUACACGGACCAGGCGAGGCCGCCCAGCCGCAGCGCCAGCAGCCGCACCGCCCCGCCCUACCAUGCUACGGCCGCGAGCAUCCUCGACUAUUAUUUCAACGUGAAGCCGGAGCCGGAGCCGGCGGAGGGGGAGGCCCCGCCCGUCUUUGGGGACCCCUUUGCGAGCGGUGGCAGGAGGCCACGCAACCCGCCGUCGACGGCCGUCGCGCCGUCGGACGUGGCCGGCGGGCGGAGGUCGAGAGAGGGUGGUGGUGGUGGUGAGCCGUCGCGCCACCGCCGUCGGUGACGGCCGCAGUUGACAGGUGAUGAGGAAGGACAUUUACCUGCGCUAUGCUUGGAAGCAGAGUACUCUGGUGAGUCCCAGGAAUGUCCUUUGUCCUUGUUUUAUAUUUGCAAUCUUUAUCGGCUGGUACUACUCACUUGGUCCACAGCUCUAUAAUACCCCCAUAUCGCACAAUCAGCCUAUCACGGCGUAAAUAUCUUGAAAUAUAUCAACUAUACAAAACAAUGAACCAUGCAUCGCGACUGAUCAAUGAAUAUCAGCAAACAAAGAGUGAGAAGAGACGUCAAUGAAUUUAUUUUUAAC